AAUUCAUGUUCUUAAAACAACCGCUCAUUACCCGAAAUGUCUGCUCGUCGCUUGGUCUAUUUCCCGCUUCGUCGUUGACGUGGAGUGGUUGCUAACGUGGCGUUGACGGGCACAAGUUUUUUUGCUGGUUCAUGUGGUUUGCCAUAGUGAUUCUUUGAACGCGCUUGUCCGCGUGACUAAAAUACUUAGAUAAGCUGGUGUUCUGUCAAUUCUUUGCUUGCCUCGAAGAGAACGACGAGUUUACUCUGAUUGGUGCGUCUUCGUGUGGCUUUGUCGGAGACAAAGAUUAAUAACGUGUGACAAGUUUAAUUGGGUACUGAACGCGCUCAUGCGAACUACUACAUCUCGAAGUCAAUACGGAUUGUCUAAAGUCUUCAACGCGGCCGCUACGCCGAUCGUCGAGCCUUUGCUGCGAGACCACAUCGCCUGACAUGGCGUUCUUCGUGGAACUGAACAAGUUCAUUCUGCAAUACGUGCAAGAGAGGGUCCGUAAUCGAAGACACGAGAUUGGCCGAACUUUAGAAAGCAUUGUUGCCAUCAUCAACGAUGUUCUUUCCUCUGUAGAAAGUCUCGAACCCAGAUUUAUAUCUUCCUUCAAGAAGGAAAAUGGCCGCUACUCUGGGCUUCGCGUCAUCACCUCGACCCGCUUUGAACUGCAUCUGUUCUUGAAUCAGAUGGGGGUGUUUAACUUCAUCGACGAUAACUGCCCGCCAGGUUGUGCGAUGCUCAAGCUCAGCGACGAGCGAAAGCGUUCGAUGUCGCUUUGGACCGAAUUUAUCACGGCGUCUGGUUAUCUGUCGGCGAGGAAGAUGAGAGCUAGGUUCCAUUCGCUUGUGGCCGAAGCCGUUUUGAGAUGUUCCGCCAGGGAACAGGUUCGAGUCCAACGCGGAGUGUCGUCUACCGUGCUCGUGAUCAGAGACAAGUAUACACUCAGUCUUAUUCCUGCGUUCAAAUGUGGCGCGAUAUGGCCGCGAAACGUUUGUGUUUGGCCAACGAAUGACCAGCUCUGGCCAUCGCAGUCCGAGAUCGAAGUGGUGAAACGUCGGGGCUUCAACCUUCUCGCUGGCGACAUGUUCCCAGGUUACGAGACGCAGGCGGCCGAAGGUGACGCGUGGGUUUUAGAUUUUUCUGAAGGUGAAGACGUGCUCUUGCGAGGAAGUUGCCGUAAACAAUGUUUGGCCAUACUAAAGACUUUGUUCGAGAGACACUUGGAUCUUCCGGGAAAACCUAUUCAACCUUUACUUAUGAAAACAUUGCUUUUGUACGAGUGUGAGAAACACCCGCGCGAAGACGAAUGGGACGAGACAUCGCUCGGCGAGCGCAUCAACGGCAUCUUGCUGCAGUUGGUGUCGUGUCUACAGUGCCGUCGCUGCCCGCAUUUCUUUCUGAAAGGCGUCGAUUUGUUCGUCGGUAAAUCGCGCGAGGUCCUGAACAAUGCCGCGCAUCAAGCAUGGAGGCUUACUCGCGCAAUAACAACGAAUCCCAAUUCUACGGAAAUAUUAUGAAAUAUAAAAGAAUGUGUAUAAAUAUAUAAAUGUGUAUAUUUAAAAAAGAUAUAUAUAAUAAUAUACUAGAAAUGUAGGCUAUAUGAAAAUAAGAAGAACACUAUCCUAUGAUGCAUGCAUGCAUAUAUAUAUAUAUGUUUCAAUAAAAAAGGUUUAUCUUUAAUAACGCGCUGCUGUAUUGCAGUCCGAAAUGAUUCUUUGCCUUUAAACAACACAUAAUCGAUAAGAAAAGCAAACGUUAAUCCCAUUAAAUUAUUCGUGUGUG
Molecule: messenger RNA, 1770 nt
Organism: Dendronephthya gigantea
Lineage: Eukaryota; Metazoa; Cnidaria; Anthozoa; Malacalcyonacea; Nephtheidae
Product: putative nucleotidyltransferase MAB21L1
Exons: 1
Coding region: 432-1505 (357 amino acids)
Source: RefSeq, a predicted model, not a curated record